AUGCUAGGCUACCCUUUGCGCGGUGUUGUCCGUGAUUUGAAUCGUGUCGUUUUCAAUGGCUGGAAAAUAGCUUCAACCAGCAUCUGUGCAAAGCGGUCGAUCGGGGUGCGUUUUUCUGCUUUAUAAGUUUUAUUUAAAUCUAUUUACCAUAAUCAACUAGUACAGAUACAUGAAAGAAACUAAAGUAGAGCUAAAUCGGAGUUCUUUUUUAUUUAGAGCUUCCAAAAUUCAUUUCAUUGGAACAUAUCGUUCUGAUUCUAUUUUCUAUUUUUACUUUGUAAGCUUCCAGAAUGAUAUUAGUAGAGUUAAAACUCUUUUUUCUAAAUAAAUUUAACUUUUUAUAAGCUUCCAAAAUGAUAUUAGUAUGUAGAGUUAAAACUCUUUUUCUAAAUAAAUUUAACUUUUUAGAGCUCUGAUGAAGAUGCCAAAUUUGUUCCUUACAACAAAUUCGAUGUGUUACUGCUGGAUAUGAAAGAAAAAGACUUAUUCGACGUAGGUUUUUUAAGCUAUUUUCAUCUAAUACUCUGUUUUUAGCUUGGAGAUGCAUUUCACAUGAAACACUUGGCUCUUGGAUCGUUUCCAAAUUUUCCGUUUCCAUCGCAUGGCCGAAUUCACGGAGUCCAUCAUCGUCUAAUGAUCCCUCUUGUAUGCCAAUAUCCAGGUAGUGGUUAUGAUAACUUAGGUAUAAUAAUGGAAACUUUCAGAAAGGUUGAAUUCUAAACCUUACAACGUUUGGUUUAUCGUUUAUCCUGGUGCGCCGUAUACGUAUUUGAGCGUGAGAUCAUUGGAAACAAUUGUUGGCACAGGAUUCUCCCAUAAUAUUCACACUUUAUCAAUACAAGUUUGUUUUCUUUAAUUUAAUUUAGUUUAAUGACUAACUUUCAGGAUCCAUCGGUUCACAUUGAAUGCCGCACAUCUCAUGAUCAUUUCUUCGAUUUCAAUCUUUUGGGAAUGGAUGUAAUUCGAGAAUUUCAAUUAAGUAUUGAUAUGGAUUGGAAACUGAAAACAUUCAAGUUGAUUCAGAAGUAAAUUUUCAUCUAUGUUUAGGUACCGCAACGGGUUUCGCAAAACUCAAAAUGUCUAUAAAAUUUUUGUUGGAAUGUGUUCCCCUACUCUAUAUGAGUACGCUCCCAAUUUUUUUUUCCAAAAUUUUCGGUACAUCCCGAGUUACACCCGUUCAAAGUUGCCCUGUUUUCUCCCGGGUCGGCGGCAAAUUUACCGCCCACCGUCAAUCGCGUUGAAAAGCUCGGUGUGCGCGGCCCCUUACAGGGGUGAAGUUAGUGCAUUUUCGCGCUGAAAUUCGAAACAUAUCUGACUGUAACUUUUUUCGGCAACGUGGAAAAUUUUUAUGCUAAACGGAAUGUUGUUGAGAAUUUCACGCAGAAUCCGAUUCCGUAAAAAUUAGCCGUGUGAACGGUACCUGUGACCCUCAAAUCCUCGAAAAACUAAAAUUUCGGCUGAAUAGGCUUUACUCAAUCGAACACAAAAAUGCUCCUAGGGUGUCUAGAGCUCUCAAAAUUUAUAUUUGGGUUCUCAGAGAGUGUAUCUAUAGAUUCCAAAAAUAAAAAAAAAGGGGUCAUCGCUGAAAAUUUUCCGCUAACUUUUCUGGCAGUUUGAGGAUCUGUAAAAAAUUUCGGCAACGUGGAAAUCUAAAUUUUACUUCAAAAACGGAUUCCCCAUCCCUUAAACUAUCGGAAUCACUUGAAAAUAGGCGUGUGAUCCCAUAAACUUGGCCACACAGGCUCUCAGACUGACUUCCAUUUUCGUUUUCGCCGUUUUUUGGAAAAACGGUGCGUUUUCACGGGAAACUGAGUUGUUCAUUGGAUUCAGCAUGGUCGAUUACAUAAAGUAAACCGUUUUGGGUAUGGUACUUCAUUUGGGGACAUCGGUACAGACCGUCAAACACGCGCGCGCGAAAAUCGGGAGAAAAUUCGUCAGGCCACGCCCCCUUUGUUGCGCCCCCUAUUUAUAGGAGUCAAACAAUGGAAAGAUCACUCAGCUCCUGCAAAACUUGAAGAUGAGAAAAGAUUUGGUAAAUUUUAUUUCUUUUUAUUCAUUUUAAACAACUAAAUUUUAGCUCGUGCAACUGAAUGCACUAUAUAAGAAAAAAUAUGGAGAAGAUCUUGCCGAUGUUCUGGUCAGAAAUAACUCAGGUAAAAUUUCAAACUUUUCUUAGCUAUUUUCAAACUUUUCCAGGCGCCACCUAAGAAAUUCUUGGAAAAGUUUGAGAAUUGCUUAGAAAAGUUUAAGAAUUUCUGGAAAAAGUCUGAGAAUUUCUUGAAAAAGUUUAAGAAAGGCUUAGAAAAGUUUUGGCAUUUAAUUCGGAGGGUACAAAAAUUAGGGGGUACAACAGGGUACAAAUGGUUUUGGGGUACAACUUUCAUGGUUUUGGGGUACAAAAAGACGAGGGUACAAAAAUUUACCGAUUCAGUAGGCAUUGAUUAAGGGGUACAACUUCUAUGAUUUAAGGGUACAAAUUUCACGAUUUUGGGGUACAAAAGUUGCACGAAGCACAUUUUCGAAGUUUUCAUUCCAGUUUUGAAUUUUUGAGAGCUCACGAGACACAGUCGUGUGUAGCCAUGCUUUGUUUUAUGCAGCAUUUUGUGUCAUUUCGAGAAACAAACUUUACUUGGGUAAAUUUCACACACAACAUCAGAUGCUGAAAUUCUGCUGUGAAAUUGCAGAAUUUAAAGGGGCCAAAACAGCAAAACAACUUGUAAGUAAUAUUAUAGGGGCUCCGAAUAGAAAGGACGCUCUGUUCGCAAUCUGGCCGAAUUUCUAGUCCGCGAAGUAAUUUUCCACUGAAAACGUGGCCUAACUUUUCAAACUCGGCCCCGAGCUCACUCAAUUUGCACUGCAAAAAAGUUUAUUAAUAGAGCGCCCUUUCUGUUCGGUGCCCCUAUAAUAUAUGUUAUAACAAAGGGGUCGCCGUUUGAACCACUGUCUAUCGGAAGCAAAACGCUUCGAAGGGUCAUGAAAUCUCAUUUAAAAAACAUCUCUGGAACUGAUCAAGCGGUUCGGUGUACAAAACAUUCACGGAGUAAAAAAAUUUUGUGAAACAACUAAAAACAUUCACUGAAUUGAUGCCCAUGAAAAAAAUGGGAAAAAAUUGUUGUACCCCAAAAUCGUGAAAUUUGUACCCUUAAAUCAUAAAAGUUGUACCCCUUAAUCAAUGCCUACUGAAUCGGUAAAUUUUUGUACCUUAGAAUCGAAAAUUUUGUACCCUCGACUUUUUGUACCCCAAAACAAUUUGUACCCUGUUGUACCCCCUAAUUUUUGUACCCUCCGAAUUAAAUGCCAAAAGUUUUUAGUGCCUCAGAAAGUUUGAAAAGGUCUUGGAAAAGUUUUUUGUCUUGAGAAAGUUUGAGAAUGUCUUCAGAAGAGCCAAGAAAAGUUUGAAAUUUUACCUGAGAAGGAUGAAUUCAAAAAAUUUCUUAGUAUUAAGGUUAUUUUUUGAAUAAAUGUUGAUAACUAUUGUAUUGAUAAUAUAAAUAUUGAUCGAAAUCAUCUAUCUAUUUAAUCGAGUCCAAAUUUACAAUUCCAACUUCUCUUGAUAUUAUCUUGUCCGGUAAGGUAUCUCGCAUAAAAAUGCCUCGAAAAUUUCGAAUUUUUAGUUGUUUUACAUGGUUUAAGAGAUCGAUGUUGGUUAGUGCUUUCAGGUCUUUCUCUAGUUUCAUCAUUUAUUUAGCGCAUUAUUUUUAUUCACCGUUCUAGCGUAUUUUUCUCGACCAUCUCGACCACUGGAUUUCGACCAUAUUUUUAAUAACGCACUUUUCGACCAUUUCCCCAUUUUUGAAAAUUGUUGAAAAUGACACAUUUUUGAAGUUAAGACUUGUUUAUGUUAAAAAUAAGCCUUAAAAUGGCUCAAAAUGUGUAAAAAUUGAAGGUGGUCGAAAAGGUGCGCUAGAACGGCAAAAUAUCUAUUAUUUCUGUUAUCAUCCUACUUCUCUUUCUUCAAUUCCUUGUGGUGGCAAAGUCGACAGUUACAGCUUUGUGGUUUAUUACAAAGUUGUAGAGCUCGUCGAGAUCUAUCAUUUUGGAUUUUUCCAAAAUUAUUGAUUCAUUGCUGUUUGAAUGCAACACGACUAUAGAAAACAAAAAACACAAAAACAUUUUUAAAAAAUUUAUACCAACAGUUACAGCUUUGUGAUGUACUACAAAGUUGUAGAGCUCGUCGAGAUCUAUCACUUUUAAUUUUCCCAAAAUUAUUGAGCCAUUAGUGUUCGAAUCGCCGGCGCGUCUGCAAAGUGGAUCGAUAACCGGAAAACACAAAAACAUUUUUAAAAAAUUUAUACCAACAGUUACAGCUUUGCGAUGUACUACAAAGUUGUAGAACUCGGCGAGUUACACCUGAAAACAUUUUUUUCCGAAUUAUUGAUCUAUCAUGAACCGGAUGGCUAGGCCUGAAAUGGUCCAAAACUUCAAUGAAUUUUUUCUCGAAAAAAAAUCGGAUAGUUUUUUUAAUUUUUGAUAUGUUACUCACCAGAUGGUCUACUUUUUUAUGCAUUUUAGUCUCGAAUUACCUGUGCAUCGCUAAGAGCACCUCAAAAACGGCAACGUGGGGCAAGCGUGUUUAGCGUUGAGCUAAAAUUCUGAAAAAAUUUGUGUAGAUACAUCUCGACGGGGUCUACAAAUUUGUAGUUGACGACAAACGCGUAGUUCGUACGUGUGACGUCAUAGAAAAUUUUGAAAGUUAAACAAAUUUUUUUCUUCCAUAUCCUUCGGGAAACAUAGUCUGAAAAAAAUUCACGUACUUCACCAUCAUGCCUAGUAUACGCCCAAAUUUUUUCAGAAUAA
Molecule: messenger RNA, 4797 nt
Organism: Caenorhabditis sp. 36 PRJEB53466
Lineage: Eukaryota; Metazoa; Nematoda; Chromadorea; Rhabditida; Rhabditidae
Source: the annotation of a GenBank genome assembly